AUGUCUUUCGUUGCAUCUGAGUUCCUCGGCGUUGCCUUGAAAUAUCUUGGCGAAAAGGCCGGCGAUGCUGUAGUUGAACAUAUCUGCAGUUCCCUUGUUGAUAGUCUCUUCGGCGGAGACGACAAUAGCGAAGCCAACGCAGAUAUUCUCGCCAAGCUUAACCAGAUCUUAAAUGGAUUGCAGCAGGUUCAGGAUUCGCUUCAGCAGAUUGAGGGAGCAAUCGCCCAGGUGGAUGUCGAUAUCGAUGCCGCUAUAAUACAGCAGAACGUUUCAAGCAUCAAUUCACUGCACCAUUCCUACUUCGAUUGCUUGAAGGGUCUCGCAACUGCAGCUAAAGCGACAGAUGCUGCUUCGAAGAAUAUUUGCGUCCAAUUCCGCGCUCGUCUUGUGCAGCUCUCCGUCGAAGCAAAGACCACUGUUCCCGAGGCUCUCGGGACUAUCCAUGACUUUUUGGCGGGCCAGGGGGCGAGUAGCUACCUUAGCAAAGAAGCAAAGAUCAGCAUUGCUUCGGCUACGGAUAUCAUCGACUUUUAUAGCAAGAUGAAGCUACCUUUGAUAAAGGUCGUUGUGGCUGAGCUGAAGGGAGUUCAUCUGCUUAGAUUUGCGUCAUCGAAUCCCGAUCCUGCAGUCAACUUCCCGGAUGGCCCAGCUGCCAUAGCCCGCGCCCUUAACAACAUUGAUAAACAAGACCACACUCUCCAGCGGCUGGUUGGCCCUGAGGAGUAUAAAGUGGUGUCUUCCAUACUCACCGCUUACCCUAAGCCGGCGCCAGUUUCUAUCAGCAUGGUUCAAGGCCGUGGUCUCAUCAAUGGGGAUGCCAUCUCCGGUUCAGUCUGGUAUGCAGGACAGACAACACAGUUGUGGUAUGUUGAGCCGGCUAAUGAUUGCCCGAUAAUUACAGACGGCUCAAAAGCCAACGGCUUUCGGUUGAUGAAUGCUUCCAACAAUGCGUACAUCUCCAUAUCUGUCACACCCAUCCUUGAUUCAUCUUAUUACUCACUGGGAGCCACCAAUUCUGCCUCUGACUCAGCGAUUUGGAACUUGCAAUGGUACCCGGAUUAUUUAUUCCAUUGGCAGCCACAGGACUACCCUCACAAGGUUUUGAAGCAAGACAUCCGCUACACUUCCGACAAUCAGGCUCAAUUUUACAUUUACCUAGCAGACGCGCCACCACCACCGACUCGUGACAGCGCCGAAUUCAUCGUUCAGCCUUACCAAGGCUCUCUCAGUAAUUUCUGGCCUCGUGAACCUGCUCCGAUGAGGGUCGGGGAAAGAUUGAUUCCGGGGGUGUACCUCGAGUCGCCGAGCAAGGCAUACCGCCUCACGUUCGAGGGUGAGAACUUUGGGGUCUGGGAUGUCAACAACAAAUCGUGGAAGUGGGAAGUCAUGACCACUCUAGACAUGUCGAACAGUCCACAGGCGGCUUUUCAUUCCAUGGAAGGACUGGUGUUGUACCAGGGCGAUCGUACUUUACAGCAAUUGGGGUUCCAGCCCAGCUCUCCGGACUACGAUGCGACUAUUGUCGUAACUGAGCAAGGUGUACUGCAAUUCAUCAGUGGUGAUGGAACUGUCAGUUGGUCUUCGUCUUAA
Fusarium oxysporum Fo47 is the source of this 1590-nucleotide messenger RNA. RefSeq lists its product as uncharacterized. The transcript has a single exon. The coding region runs from base 1 to 1590 and encodes 529 amino acids. NCBI's taxonomy places the organism in Eukaryota, Fungi, Ascomycota, Sordariomycetes, Hypocreales, Nectriaceae. The record is from RefSeq and is a predicted model, not a curated record.